AAUGUUUCGAAGCAAUCUAUAUAUCUACUCUAUAAAUAUGACAACUACACGAGUAAAGAAAACAUGUGUACAGCUACACAAGUAAAGAAAACAUUUCAUGGGUACGAUAUCAAGAAUAAUUUUAUAAUGCAUAUUCAUUGACAGAAAAUAACAGGCCAUUCUGAUCGACGGUCAUCAUCAAAAACCUCAAUGAUUCUCCACCUCCAUUAUUAUAAUCAUGCACGUCUAUGAACUAUUCCCUCAUUUUGUUGCUAGUUAAAAAAACCCCAAGGCCAAAAGUCUCAUCUCAUCCUCCAUUAUUAUAAUUUUCGUCAUAUUUAAAGAAAAGUGAAGAGGAAAAACUGAGAGACAGUGGAAGUGAAAAUGGGCACAGAAACACAAGCUGAAGAAUAUUAUCCAAGAAAGGGUGGUCUUAGAACCAUGCCUUUCAUAAUUGUGAAUGAAUCAUUUGAGAGGAUAGCAAGUUAUGGUUUAAGCCCAAACAUGAUAAUAUACUUGAUGACAUAUUAUCAAAUGAGUGCUGCCACUGCAGGUAGCAUUCUUGGAAUAUGGAGUGCGCUCUCAAAUGGGUUGGCCAUUGUAGGGGCCAUUGUUUCUGAUUCUUACUUGGGUCGGUUUAGCGUUGUUGCCCAUGGAUCCAUCUUCACUCUUAUUGGAAUGAUUAUUUUAUGGCUCACAGCAAUGAUUCCACAACUCAAUUCUUUCUCCUGCUCUCAGUUCCAACAUGUUUGUAAUGGAACAACAGCAGUCCAACUUGCUGUGCUACUGUCAUCUUUUGUGUUUAUGUCCCUGGGAACUGGUUUUGUUAGACCUUGUUCUAUAAUAUUUGGUGCUGAUCAAUUGGAAAGUAAAGAGAACCCCGAGAACCAGAGGCUUGUUGAUAGCUAUUUCAACUGGUACUAUGCCAGCACAGGGAUUUCAACUAUCCUUGCAGUCACCACUAUCGUUUACAUUCAAGAUCGUUAUGGUUGGCAAGUUGGCUUUGGCGUCCCUGCUAUCCUCAUGUUUUUGUCUGUCAUAAUGUUCCUAAUCGGUUCUCCUCUUUAUAUCAAAGUGAAAGCUAAAGAAAGCUUGCUAAUAGGAUUGCUUCAAGCGGCUGUAGCAGCUUUUAGGAAAAGAAAUACCAGUAUUCCAUUGACUGAUUCUGAUGACUACUAUCAUUUGCCAAUGGAAUCAGAGAUCUCGACACCAUCAAAUGACUUCAGGUGCUUAAAUAGAGCUUGCAUGAUUCAAGAUCCUCAAAGGGAUUUGAAUCCUGAUGGAUCAGCUUCAAAUCCAUGGAACCUCUGUAGUUUGGAACAAGUUGAAUCACUGAAGGCUCUUAUUAGGGUACUUCCUAUGUGGUCCACUGGCUUCAUCAUCUUUGUGGACAUGAAUGUAUUUUCAUUUUCUGUACUUCAAACAAAGACCAUGGAUAGACAUAUCUUCCCUCACUUCGAAAUACCAGCAGCAUCAUUUAGUAUGUUCUUGAUAAUUGCUUUAACAAUCUGGCUUAGUUUCUACGACCGUGUUUUGGUCCCUUUGCUAUCGAAAUACACUGGACUACCAAGAGGGCUAAGUCCUGUCACCCGAAUGGGGAUUGGCUUAAUAGUCUCCUGUAUGUCUAUGGCAUUGUCAGCAAUAACAGAAAGCAUAAGACGACGAAGGGCUAUAGAGGAAGGGCAUGAGGACGACCCAAGUGCUUUAGUGAACAUGUCUGCUAUGUGGUUCGUGCCACAGUAUGCACUACUUGGAGUUGCUGAGGCUAUCCAUGCAGUUGGACAGAUUGAGUUCCUCUACUCUCUAUUACCCAAAAGCAUGUCCAGCAUCGCGUCAGCUAUGUACAAUAUUGGGACUGCUGUGCCGAGCUUGUUUGGAAGUAUUCUGGUGAGUGGUGUGGACUGGCUUUCAUCAACUGGUGGAAAAACGAGCUGGCUUUCGAGCAACAUUAAUAGGGGUCACCUGGAUUACUUUUACUGGCUACUUAGUUUUUUGAGUUUGCUCAACUUCUUCUACUUUCUGGCCGUUUGUCGGUGUUAUGAACCUGGCAAUGAUGGGAGCAGUAGGUUCUCUCAUGUGGCAGAAGAGAAACAAUGCAAUUAUAGGCUUUUAACUGAAUCUUCAUGAUAUGUUGUACUGCAUUGUUAAUUGACGUAACCACUUAUUUAAGUUAGCCAGUAAAGUGCUUUUAUAUGUAUAGACCUCUAUAUUAUUUGAAGUAAUGACUUAUGUGCACAUGCAUUUUGGAUUCUCAGUUCUAACACAUUUUCUUAUGUCAAAUGGAGGCUUAGAGAAAUGGUAUUAGUGUUUCAAAGGGAGCUUACAGGGAUGAAUCUUUUGGAUUCAUUUUUCAGAGUAUUAGUUGCCUCUUCCUCCUUCAAAUUCUUGGAAGUAAUGUAUGCAUGGACCAUUUUUCAUAGCAAUAUAACAGAUGGAUUCUUGUUCUUUCCAUUUA
Capsicum annuum is the source of this 2434-nucleotide messenger RNA. Its product is annotated as protein NRT1/ PTR FAMILY 1.2. Gene Ontology annotation, cellular component: plasma membrane. The transcript has 4 exons. Lineage: Eukaryota; Viridiplantae; Streptophyta; Magnoliopsida; Solanales; Solanaceae. Gene Ontology annotation, biological process: oligopeptide transport; transmembrane transport. The coding region runs from base 364 to 2106 and encodes 580 amino acids. Gene Ontology annotation, molecular function: transmembrane transporter activity. The record is from RefSeq and is a predicted model, not a curated record.